AUGGCUGAGAUCCGCCGCAAGUUGGUUAUCGUCGGAGACGGUGCCUGCGGUAAAACCUGCUUGUUGAUUGUCUUCUCAAAGGGCACCUUCCCUGAGGUCUACGUCCCCACCGUGUUCGAGAACUACGUCGCCGAUGUCGAGGUUGAUGGCAAGCACGUCGAAUUGGCCCUAUGGGAUACGGCUGGUCAGGAAGACUACGAUCGUCUCCGACCUCUGUCCUACCCCGAUUCCCACGUUAUCCUGAUCUGCUUCGCCGUUGACUCGCCCGAUUCCUUGGACAACGUUCAGGAGAAGUGGAUCUCCGAGGUUCUGCAUUUCUGCCAGGGCCUUCCCAUCAUUCUGGUUGGUUGCAAGAAGGAUCUGCGAUACGACCCCAAGACUAUUGAGGAGCUCCGCAAGACAAGCCAGAAGCCUGUCUCUCCCGAGGAGGGCGAGGAGAUCCGCAAGAAGAUCGGGGCGUACAAGUACCUUGAGUGCUCGGCCAAGACGAACGAGGGUGUCCGAGAGGUCUUUGAGCACGCUACGCGCGCUGCUCUGCUCUCCCGCAACCGCCCUGGCCGUGGCCACAAGGGCAAGUGCAUGAUCCUUUAAGCAGCACAAUCGUUCCACCAAUACAACACCUUCGACAUCCCCGACGCUCGGCAUACUCGUGUAAUAUCUUCGUCAAUUUUCCAAGUUCGUUUACUCACAGAUGGCAACCUGGUGUCGUCUCGUGGCUGCGUUCUCGGAUUAUGACUCUGUCUACGACGGUAUGGCGGAUAGGGGGGGAAAGGCGUUGAACCCGGUAACCGGUGCAUAUGGUCUUGGCUGGAGUUUGAUUCGUCUACCGUCUAACCUCG
Messenger RNA from Pseudomassariella vexata, 839 nucleotides. RefSeq names its product Rho GTPase rho1. NCBI's taxonomy places the organism in Eukaryota, Fungi, Ascomycota, Sordariomycetes, Amphisphaeriales, Pseudomassariaceae. The record is from RefSeq and is a predicted model, not a curated record. Gene Ontology annotation, biological process: small GTPase-mediated signal transduction. Gene Ontology annotation, molecular function: GTP binding; GTPase activity. The coding region runs from base 1 to 591 and encodes 196 amino acids. The transcript has 5 exons.